This is a messenger RNA of Bemisia tabaci, 2007 nucleotides long. RefSeq lists its product as uncharacterized. Gene Ontology annotation, molecular function: protein binding. The record is from RefSeq and is a predicted model, not a curated record. Lineage: Eukaryota; Metazoa; Arthropoda; Insecta; Hemiptera; Aleyrodidae.
GCAUCUCAGCGGAUAACUCAGAAGUCGCAAUUCUGACUUUAACAACGCGUCUAUAAUAACAGUGAAGUUUUUUGUUAUGGUGAGAAUGAAUAUGAAUGAUAAUAUGCAUGACUGAUAACACUGCGUAUUACUUUCCUCACAGAAAAUGUAAAAUCACCUCAAGCUCAAGUUAAGUGAAGUAUGCCUCUCUUGUAAAUUCGUACUAUUUAGUGACCGGACUCAAUCUCCAUUUUAUCCUUCAUCAUUUGAAGCGCAAGCAAACAGAUAAUGAGCGCAGACAGAAUUACACCCUUGCAUGAGCCACAGCUCAAUGCCGCCGUGAGGUCUGGGAAUUUAAAAGCAGUGAAAACUCUAGUUUCAAAAGGAAGAGAUCUUCGAAAUAUUGAUAACCGAGGUUAUACUUGCCUUCAUAUAGCUGCCAUUUCCUCAGACCGAUCCAAGUGUCUGCUAUACCUCCUGAACAAAGCUAAAUAUAUAAUGAAUGAGAAAACAUACGAAGGAGAAACCCCUCUGCUGGUUGCAUGUGAAAAUAAUAACUUCACUGCAGUUCAAAUGUUACUUAAUGCUGGAUGUGAUCCAAAUAUCUCAAACAAUGAGGGUAUAACUCCAUUGCACUACACUUGUGCAGUUGGAAACACAAAAAUAGCCAAUUUGCUCAUAUCGCAUGGAGCAUUACUUGAUGUUCAAGAUUUCAAUGAGUACACACCAUUGCAUGAAGCAGUAUCUUGUGAGUCCUUAGAAAUAUGUGGUUUGCUUUUAGCAAAUGGUGCUAGCAUGACAAUCAAAGAAAGACAUGGACGCACUCCUUUUGACAUGGCUUGCGGGCGGCAAAAUGUCCGGUUAGUCUCUCUCUUAUUCGAACAUACCAGUGACAUUAAUUCAAGGGAUGUUUGGCAAAUAACCCCGCUUAUGUCUGCAACUCAGUCUGGAUCCUAUGAGGUCGCCAAAUUUCUAAUUGAUCAUGGAGCAAAUCCAAACCUGUAUGAUUCCGAUCGUGUUCUACCAAUUCACCUGGCAGCCCAUGCCAAUAAGCCAAAACUAUUAGAGCUAAUGAUGAGUGUAACUUCUGUUGAUGUAGUCGAAGACAAUUGCACCCGCACCAGAGUUCAAAAUUUCCGAUCCAGUCGCUCAUGCUAUCGAAGUUUACCAUGCCUUGCUGUAGAUGCACAGUGUCUUGAGGGUUUAAAAUUGAUCCUUAACUCAAAUUACUCGACAGAAGUAAAAACUUGCCCCUAUGUUGAUCCCAACAAAAAUCCAGUGUUUGUAUCCCCUUUUAGUUUGUGUGUAAAAAAAAUUGUUCAAUCUGGACUGAGCCCACAUUUUCUAGAUGCCUUUUUAGAAGUGGAGUAUGAUGUCAACUUUGUCUGGGAUGAUCCAACACCUGUUUUAAGUCCAUUGUGUGCUGCACUGACUACACGAAGACUGCAGGAUGUUAGAUAUGUAUUAAGCAUCCUUCAAAAGUUGAUAGAUACAGGGAUUGAUGUGGACUACCGUGGAACAAGCUUUGAAACCCUUCAUGAAGUCAACUGUAACUAUGGCUGCAAGAGGACAGCUUCUAGACAGUUACCAGAUGUUUUUAAAUUUGCCCUGAUGAUUGGAGUGUGGGAUAUUCUUUUCUUCUUGUUGAAGAAAUCUUGUAUUGUCGAGCCCUAUCUCUUACUGGAGUGUGUUUCUGAGUAUCAAAAAUGUUCUCAUCACAAUCUAUACAUUGAUCACUUUGAGGUUUUAGGCCCAAUGUUUUUAUGGAAAAUUUCUCCGUGUUUUAGUCUUGAACAUCCCUCUUGGCCUCUAAAGUCUGUUCCAUCGCUCUUAAUUUUAGCUCGUGAUGCAGUUAGAAAGUUUUUGCAUCAACUUACAGCCGAUGAACCCAAAUGUUUCUUCAGUCAGUUAGAGCAAUUAAAAGUUCCAAUUGUUUUGAAACAAUUUAUAAAGUUUGAACAAUAAAUUUUCAUCUGACAAUUGCUCUGUUUGUUGCUCAUCAAAAGAAAUAAAUGUCAUAGCUUUACA